Acipenser ruthenus (sterlet) is the source of this 6100-nucleotide messenger RNA. Its product is annotated as neurabin-2-like. Gene Ontology annotation, biological process: neuron projection development; actin filament organization; calcium-mediated signaling. NCBI's taxonomy places the organism in Eukaryota, Metazoa, Chordata, Actinopteri, Acipenseriformes, Acipenseridae. Gene Ontology annotation, cellular component: cytoplasm; postsynaptic density; dendrite. Gene Ontology annotation, molecular function: actin filament binding. The record is from RefSeq and is a predicted model, not a curated record.
CUCUCUCUCUCUCUCUCUCUCUCUCUCAUCCUGUCACCUGAUCAUGUCUGCUGCUGUUGCUGGUGGCGGUUCUCCCCGUGUACGCUGUGCUGCAGAAGGGGGAGCUAUGCCGUUACUGCCCAGGCUUGUAGACGCUUGAUUAAUCAUGAUGAAGACCGAAUCCCCUUCCGCAACAAGCACUGCAUCUAAUUCCACUUUGAGGAGCCCUUCUCCGCACAGAAACGAGUACGAGGCCGGGAUACAGGCACUCAAGCAGGGUAAAGAUGGCCUUAGCAACACUGCAAAUGGGGACGAAGCUCAGGGGUGCAAGCCCAAAAUCUCAUCCCGUGGCAGGGGAUAUGGCUCCAAUGUCCACCGGAUCAAAAAUAUGUUUCUGCAGAUGGCCGGGCCAGGUGAAGGGGGGGGACCUGUCGAAUGCGACGAUAGGUCGGUCCGGCUUUCCCUGCCAAGGGCCAGCAGCUUAAAUGAAAAUGUGGACCACAGCGCUCUGCUGAAGCUCGGGGCAACCGUUUCAGAGCGUGUUAACCGUUUUGACCCCAACAAGACAGCAGCGCAACAACGUCAGUCGUCGGGGUUCUCCCGGCUCCAGGAGACGCGUAAGUAUUUCGAGCAGCGGACCUUGCAAGAAAAACAAGCGGCCACCAACCGCAUUUUAUUAAAAAAAGAGCGGGCAGCGAGCUUUCAGGAUGGGAAGCUGGACGUGGUUGUGCGUUUCAACGGCAGCACGGAGUCACUGGACAGUUUAGACGCGGGGGGCGCAGGGGAAGCCGUCUCCCCUACUGUAAGUCAACUGAGCGCCGUGUUUGAGAAGGCCGAUCUCCGCAACAGCCUGCAUCGGCCUUGCACCUCACCCCUGCCCAGGGGAGCCAGCCCGCCAGCGGGAAAGGUGGCCAUGCUCAACUCCAAAAUCAUACCAAGAAGUCGCGAGUCUUUCCCCCCUGUGGCAGUGAGGAGGGCAGCCCUGUUGCAGGGAGCGGGCGACAGCGGAAGGGAAUGUGUCGGGACCCCUGGUAGCAGGGGCAAGCCAGCUGCUGACAAGAACGAAACCCCCCAGAACACAGGGACUGGAAGCAGAGUGGGAACCAGAUCAGAAGAGCAGGUCAAGAUUAAACCAGUGCAGGGGGAGGAGAGCAGGGAAAAUGAACCCGAGGAUCAGGGACCUGGUGCAGAGCCCUCAGGGGACACAGACACUGGAGGAGAAGCCAGUGUUGGGCCCAAUAGCGCCCCAGAAGGUGGCAGCAGGCAAGUACAGGCUGAGGUGCAUGUCUCUUUGGAGAAUGUAGGAGAAUCCCCACCUGCAGAACCCAACUCUGCAGAACCCAACUCUGCAGCCCCAGAGAUUCUGGGGCAAAGGGGGGAGGAGGAGGGGGGCCUAGGGGACUCCCCGCAGGGAGGGGAGGGGGAUUUCAAUGGGAGGGGGGAUGAAUCCCGCAGGGAGGAUUACUCCGAGGGGGACCUGGUGGAUAUCAGCGCCUACAGCGGGAUUGGGGAAGACUCGGGGGGCAGUCAGCUGGAUGAUGAUGAGGAGGAAGAGGAGCCCUACGAGCCAGAGUCGAGCUGCUCUGAGAUGCCAGGUCUCCCGCCUGAGGAAGACGAGCCCCCUCCCAGUCGUAAGAUCCGCUUCAGCACGGGGCCAAUCAAGGUGUUCACCACUUACUGCAACGAGGACUACGACCGGCGAAACGAUGAUGUGGAUCCCAUGGCUGCCUCAGCUGAGUACGAGCUGGAGAAGAGGGUGGAGAGGCUGGACUUGUUCCCCGUGGAGCUGGAGAAAGAAGGAGAUGGUCUUGGGAUCAGUAUCAUUGGGAUGGGGGCCGGUGCUGACAUGGGCCUGGAGAAACUGGGCAUCUUCGUGAAGACGGUGACUGAGGGAGGGGCCGCUCACCGGGACGGCAGGAUCCAAGUUAACGAUCUCAUCGUGGAGGUGGAUGGAACCAGCCUGGUUGGAGUCACUCAGAGCUUCGCCGCGUCUGUCUUGAGGAACACCAAGGGCCAAGUUAGGUUCCUGAUUGGCCGGGAGAAGCCGGGGGAGCAGAGUGAAGUGGCCCAGCUGAUUCAGCAGACCUUGGAGCAGGAACGCUGGCAGAGAGAGAUGAUGGAGCAGCGUUACGCCCAGUAUGUGGAGGAUGAGGACGAGACCGGGGAGUACGCAACAGAUGAGGAGGAUGAGAUGAGUCCCAUGUUCCCAAGUGCGGAAAUGGUCAUUGAGGUGUUUGAUCUGGCUGAGAGUGAGGACAUGCUCUCCCCUAUAGAGCUGGAUCCAGAGAAACUGGCCCACAAGUUCAAAGAGCUCCAGAUUAAACAUGCUGUCACUGAGGCUGAAAUACAACAACUUAAAAGAAAGCUGGCGUCGACGGAACAGGAGAAGGUGCGCUGGCGGAUGGAGAAGGCCCAGCUGGAGCAGAGUGUGGCUGAUAAUAAGGAGCGCAUGGAGAAGCUGGAGGGAUACUGGAUGGAGGCCCAGACGCUGUGCCAGGCUGUGGAUGAGCAUCUCAAAGAGACCCAGGCCCAAUACCAGACCCUGGAGCGCAAGUACAGCAAGGCCAAGCGCCUCAUCAAAGAGUACCAGCAGAAGGAAAUCGAGUUCCUGAAGAAGGAGACUGCCCAGAGGAGAGCUUUGGAGGAAUCGGAAGCCGCACACAAAGAAGAAAGCGACACGCUGCAGGAAAAGAUCACAGACCUAGAAGCCAAACUGGAAUCAAUGAGAGCUCCAAUACAACGCCUCCCUAAAACAAAACAACAACAAAAUAGGACAUACUGUUUUGCGCAAUACAGUGGGACUUUGAGAUGCGGUUUCCUUUCAUUGACACGCUUGUGUCUUAGUCUCAGCUGCAUCAUGUCUUCCAAAAAGGCAGAAGAGUCAGAGAAUGUCUUUGAUUUAAAUGAGGCAGUUCCGGAGACCAAGCUCCUGGACAGCAGCCUGCAGAAAGCUCGUGCCCAGCUCUCCGUCAAAGCCAAGAGGCAGCGUCCAUCCCGCUCCAGACUGCGGGACAGCGUGAGCUCCACUGAGGGAGACGAGAGCCUGGACAGAAGGUCAUCCGAUAGCUACGGCAGCCCCCUGCACAGCAUACGCUCCCCAUUUCACACUAUCCUGCGGGGGUCCCCGGACUCCCUCCUCUCCCCGUCCUCCUCCCCUCUCCUGAGGGGCGCCACCUUCUCCUUCGAUACCCCUGUGGUGCGACGGACCCUGGAGGACGCAGAGCCCACCCCCUCAGCCCCCCGCGCUCGUUACCAGCCCCUCACGAACGCAACGUCCCAGGAGGCCCUGGACUCCCCGCCCACCCGCUCCCCCUCUAAGUCCUGCCCCAGCUCAGACAGCUCGCCCAUCUACCUGCGCAGGGAGCAACGCACCGAGAGCGAAGAUGACAGCAGGGACACGAGCCCAGCAGGUCCUGGGAGCCCCACUGUGGUACUGGACAAGAAGACCAGGCGGAGAUUCCUGGACCUUGGGGUCACUCUGUGCAGGUCCUAUGGGAAGGGUAGAAAGGAGAAGACCUCCAACAGGCUCUCUGCGGGAAACCGGGAGCCCUCGGAAAGUCCCCCCAGGUCGUCGGGGUCACUGUUCGUGCCUUUCUCCUGGUUCACCGACAGCACAAAGGGCUCUGCAUCAUCCAGCAGCACCCCAUCCUGCUCCCCGAAGAACAUCUCUGAGGGCUGCAGGCCUCGCAAGUCUAACUCCCAGGAAUCUACACUAAGCGAUGACUUUUGUCCCGGGAGCCCCCAAGCUUCUAGGAGCUUGGCGGCCGAGUCAAAAUCCUUGCACCCCUACCAGACCCUCUCCCAGUCCCCCGACGAGCUCCUGGAUGAGCCGGUUUGCUUGGUGUCAGCAUGGACCCCCCAGCAGGUGUGUCAGUGGCUGAAAGGGUUAAACAUGGAGCAGUACAUCCCAGAAUUCACUGCCAAGGACAUCGACGGGGAACAGCUACUGCAGCUGGACGGGGGCAGGCUGAAGGGCCUGGGGGUGUCCAACUCUACAGACCGCUCCCUCCUGAAGAGGAGGCUCAAGGACAUGCAGGGAGCUGCGGAGAAGGAGCGCAAAGCUCUGGACAAGCUGGAGCGACAGAAAGAGAAGCAGCGCUGGAGAGACCCGGGGCAGAGGAGGAGCUAGGCAGAGCCAUCAGCCCCAGGACCCAGGGCAUGGCGAUCAGGAAUCAGGCAGCCAGGCAGCAGGGACGCCUCCUGGUGAAACCCGGCACGUCCGAGCAAGAGCCAGCAUGGUAGGGGGCUCAAGGGUCCGGGGGACCCAGUGAGACUUUUCUAGUGUAGGAGAGCAUGUCUGUGGCAGUGGUGCAUCACUACGGUUGACAUACAAACCAAGCAAUGCAUGGGGGGGUGGGGAUAGUUUAAUAUGCAGUGUGUUUAAAUUCAUUAUGAAAAAUAGUUUUUUUUAACCAUGACUGUAAAUCAGGGUUUGGCCUACUUCAGCGCCAGACUGCGGUCUAUAAGACUAUCAUUUUAGAACUUCCUCUGGGAACUGCUUCAUUAUUUUUUUUAUUUAUUUUCUAUUUCCUAAAAUGACACACACACAAACACACACGACCUUGAUUUAAUGUCCUGUGCAGUUUCCACUAGAUGGCGCAGGUUGCCUAGAAACAGAACACUCUGAGGACCUCAUCAACUAAGCAGUGGUAAUUUGGCCAGAAUUGUGGGAUGAAAAUUGAACUGAAUGAAUUGUAUACAUAAUAGCUGCAAUGGUAAUAUUGUACAUUAGGUAUCAUCCAACUGUUUAUUCGGAGUCUUUACAAGUGCUGUCAUAUUCCAAUUUUUUGUUUUCAUAUUUUCAACAACAGGACAUUCCAACUGAGGACUAGUUAUGGAUGGACCAUUUCUUUGCCACAAUGCUAUUUUAUAGGAGUACUUGGCUUGCAAGUGUUAGACACAGGCCAUUACUGAUGUAGGAAGUGAACCUAUAUUAUUGUGGCAGAAAAUGUUGGUCUAUAUUUUCCACUAUGGGCAGAUUGCAGGAAAAUUAAACGAGUGUAUGACAUCUGGAUAAUAAAGUGAAGAAACCGAGAGAAUAUCUUCCUGCAAAAUGAGAUUAUAUUAAUCCAUGAUUAUUAUGAGCCAAAUAAUAUAGUCUUUUCAACAUAAAUGAUGACAAGAAAUGUACAGAAUAACUUGGUGCUUGGCCAUACUACUGUACACUGUUAUUAUAUUUAAAAAAAUAUAUAAAUCCACUAAAGAGAGUUCUUAGCUAUAUCGAAACAUUCUUUGAAAAGAAAACUGGUCUUCCUCAUAUGCUUAAUAGUUUUCAAAUUAUUUUCUUAACUGCAUUUAUUUACAUUGCUUUGUUGGUUCACGCAACAGUAAUUACAAGCCAUCACUCUUUGAAGGAUGUCACCCACAGUGUUACAAUGGACAGUGUCUUCCCAUAGAGCAGAGCUUCCCAGCCCUGGUCCUCGGGACACCCCCUGUGUCUGCUGGUUUUCAUUCCAACUGAGCUCUCAAUUACUUAACUAGACCCUUCAUUGAACUGAUCAUUUGCUUAAUUAGACCUUUUUUUACUUGUUUUCAGCUUGUAAACAAUUGCAGAUGUCAAGUUAGCUAUAACAUUUUAUAAGCAACUUGAAAUCUGCAUAUUAUUAGGAGCUGAGAACAAUUAAAGAGGUCUAAUUAAGCAAAUUAUUACUGUAAAGCCAUAAAUAUUUGGCAAAUCACACUCAUAAAACCUAUUUUGCUCCAAAAAUGUUGGCGACCUGUUGCAAUAUGCGAAGUAUGUAUUGUUAGUGGAAUUUGAUUUCGUGCCAAAAUGUUUGAGUUUUUUUUUUUCAUAAGCGAAAAACGCAUAAGAGGCUUGCAAAUAUUUAUGGCUUUACAGUAGUUCAAUUAAGGGUGUAGUUAAGUAAUUGAGAGCUCAGUUGGAAUGAAAACCAGAAGACACAGGGGGUCCCCAGGACCAGGGUUGGGACGCCUUGCCAUAGAGCCUAGGCUGUGUAUCUUUGCCUAUGUCUCGGUCAUUACCCCCUCUCUUCCAAAUAGUGAACAUGAACAGGACAGUCUUUCUCACGUUGUAUUUCUGUGAGUGAGAUAUUCAGCUUUCAUCGUCUGCAACUCAGAUGUACAAGAAAUAUUACUCUCCUAAUAAAAGUUUAUCAAAAAC